Cuscuta epithymum is the source of this 2410-nucleotide messenger RNA. The record is from the annotation of a GenBank genome assembly. Lineage: Eukaryota; Viridiplantae; Streptophyta; Magnoliopsida; Solanales; Convolvulaceae.
UGAAGAUGAAGUAGGUUCACCUUUCUGAUUCUGGGUUGGUUCGCUGCCUGGCCCUGCUCAUUUGCCAGUCUCAUUCAUCUCUGGCGAUCUUCAGACAGCGCGGUCGGCGCCUCCACCCAUCUGCUUGUUCAGUUUGCUUCGGAGCACCACGGUUCUGCAUUAGUGAGGAUGGUGCUACGAUUUCGACCCCUCUUAUUCUGGUCGACAUUGCUUUGCAUUCGGUUGAUCAGCAGAUCAGUGGUAUCUCUCCCUUCCAGAGAUUUCCUUGGAAUCUCUCCUCAAGAUGAGCAGUACUACAGUGGAUUGUCAUCCGGAGCUGCUAUAAAAUGCAAAAACGGAUCUAAUAAAUUCAGUGUGGCUCAGCUCAAUGAUGAUUUCUGUGACUGUCCUGAUGGCUCCGAUGAGCCAGGAACCUCAGCAUGCCCCAGUGGCAAGUUCUAUUGCCGAAAUGCUGGACAUACACCCCUUCUUAUAUAUUCAUCAAGGGUUAACGAUGGAAUCUGUGAUUGCUGUGAUGGGAGUGAUGAGUAUGGUGGCAAAACAAAGUGCCCAAAUAUGUGCUGGGAGGCUGGCAAGGAGGCUAGAGAUAGGUUAAAGAAAAGAAUCACAAUAUAUCAGAAAGGUGUUAUUAUAAGGAAGUCGGAAGUUGAAAAGGCAAAACUGGAAAUUUUGAAGGAGGAAGCAGAAUUGGUGAAACUAACAAAAGAGGAGAAGAUACUUAAAGAAAUAGUUGAGCAAUUGAGGGAGCACAAGGAACAGAUAGAAAAGGCCGAAGAAAAAGAACGAUUGCAAAGAGAGAAGGAAGAGAAAGAAAAGAGAGAAACUGAAGAAGCUAAGUUGGAGGAUACCAAAAUUGAGAAAAACCAUGAGGAAGCUGUAAACAUGAACGAUGGCCUCCGUGAAGAUAUCCCCUCAGAGAAAGCUCCUUCUGUAGAGAAUGCGGUAGAAGAUUAUAGCAGUAAAGUGGACAAAGCUGACAAUAUUGACACUUCAGUAAUGGAAGAAACCUCUCACAAUGAAGCUGAGAGGGUGGCAGAGGACUCACACAAGCAUGCCAUGAUAGAGGAGGAUCUGUCUGCAGAUGAUGAUGGAUCUGUUCUUAGAAGCACCAAUGAGGUGAAAGAUGACGCUGAAGAUACUGAAUCCUUGUCAAAGGAAGAGUUGGGCCGUGUAGUUGGUUCUCGUUGGACAGGAAAAAAGAAUGAGAAGGAAUCUGGAGAGGACAAGACUAAUAAAGAUUAUCAUGGUGACCAUGAUGAAGAAUACAGUACAUUUGACUCAGAUGAUGAUACUGAAGACCAAAUGGAUGAACAUGGCGAGGAAGAUCACAGUGAUUCAAAUUCAUCCCCUUUAUUAUCUGAUGAUGAAGCUGAAGAUCAAGGGGAUGAUUUUGUAGGGGAAGAUCAUGAUUCAAGUUCACCAUCUUCAUCAUCAUCAGAUGACGACGACUUGGAUUUAUCAGAUACAGCUAGCACAAGCAAUCCACAUUGGCUGGAGAAGAUAAAAAGAAAUGCUCAGAGAAUUCUUCAGACUUUCAAUUUGUUCCAAACUCCAGUAGACAUAUCUGAGGCUGCACGCAUACGCAAAGAAUAUGAUGAUUCAAGUGCUAAGUUGUCAAAGCUUCAGUCGAGGAUAUCUAAAUUGACAAAGAAAUUGAAACAUGAUUUCGGGCCACAGAAGGAGUUCUAUUCAUUCCAUGGUCAAUGUUUUGAAAUCAAGAAAAACAAGUACACAUAUAAUAUUUGCCCUUUUAAAAAGGCUACACAAGUUGAGGGCCAUAGCACAAGUCAUCUAGGGAAUUGGGAUAAAUUUGAGGACUCAUACAGAACUAUGAUAUUUACAAAUGGAGAUCAUUGCUGGAAUGGACCCGAUAGGAGUAUAAAGGUGAAACUAAGAUGUGGUUUGAAACAUGAGGUAACUGAAGUAGAUGAGCCCAGCCGGUGCGAAUAUCUUGCAUUUUUAUCUACACCAGCUGUCUGUGUAGAAGAAAAGCUGAAGGAACUCGAAGUUAAACUGAAAAUGCUGAACAGUGAGCUACCACAAGGUCAUGAUGAGCUGUGAAAGAUUUGUUUGUUAUUUUCGUCUUCCUAUUUUUGUAGGACACUGAAAAGCUAAAAGCUACUCCGUACAAGGUUUGACUAAUGCUUGAGGUGAGGAAAAAUAUAAACCAAGAAAAUAGAGAUUUGGUUUAGAUUUCUGUUCCUGACUCGUAAGGGUUGUAACUGUCUAGAGAAAGGAAAAAUAGCCUAAAUUUAGAAGGUUGAGAUAGCCUCAUGAACGAUGUUAGAGAAACACAAGCGACAAUUUAUCAGGUUUUUAUAGAAUAUCAAUAACAUAGAGACAAUAUGGUGGAAAUCCAAAUAGAAAUCUAUUUGGAGGCAAAAGAAGUGAAAAUUUAUUUAAUUGCUCG